AUGGCUGAUAAAGCACAUGAAUUUUCCAUCUAUGGGAUGGUCCCAAAGGAAGCCCUCCAGUACCUGGGGAUAGUCCAGUUGCUUCUUCAUAUGAACUGGAUGUGGAUUGGGUUUAUGGCUGACAAUAAUGAAAAUGCAGAAAGAUUUGUGCAAGAAAUGCGUCUAGCAUUUUCUCAGAGUGGGAUCUGCCUUGCCUUCGAACGGGUAUAUCCAGACUUAAAGUUGGAAGGUGCUUUUGAAGAUAUACUAAAAUGGAUUGAUGAAACAUAUAAUAAAGUCAUAAACAGCACAGCCAAUGCAAUAAUAUUCUAUGGAGAAGCCGGUUCAAUGAUAAUUUUGAGAAGCUUGCUUCAAGUAUCAGAAAUGGAAGAAAUAGUCCAAAAGCCAAAAUGUAAGGUAUGGAUUCUGACAGCCCAGAUAGAUUUUACAUUAUCUGAGUACCAGAGAAGUUUGGAUAUACAAUUCAUCCAUGGGGUCUUAUCCUUUGCAAUUCAUUCCAGUGAGCUGCAAGAGUUUGAAGGAUUUGUUCAGAGCAGAACCCCUUUCAAAGCUAAAGAAGAUGGUUUUAUUAAGGGCUUCUGGGCACAUGCUUUCAAUUGUAUGUUUCCAAACACAGUUCUGGGUGAGGAGGGUGGGGACAUUUGCACAGGAGAAGAGAGGAUGGAGAGCCUCCCAGGGCCUUUUUUUGAAAUGAGAAUGACUGGAUAUAGCUACAACAUCUACAAUGCUGUCUAUGCUGUGGCCCAUGCUCUACAUGCCAUGUAUCAGUUCAAAUCCAAAAGCAAAACAAUGAUUUCAGGAGAGAUAAGGAACCUUCCGUAUCUGCAGCCCUGGCAGCUCCAUCAGUUUCUGAAGUGUGUCUCGUUUAACAACAGUGCUGGAGAGGAGAUUUCCUUUGAUGAGAACGGGGAAUUAAAAGCAGGAUUUGAUAUUAUCAACUGGGUCAUAUUUCCAAACCAAUCUUUUGUUAGAGUGAAAAUUGGCAAGAUAGCUCCCCCGACCCUUCCAGAUCAAGCACUCACCAUCAACGAGGAAGCCAUUGUAUGGCACAAAGGGUGUAACCAGGUACAGCCUCUUUCUGUAUGUAAUGACAAAUGCACUCCUGGCUAUAGCAAGAAUAGGAAGGAGGGGGAGCCAUUCUGCUGCUAUGAUUGCAUCAAAUGUCCAGAAGGGAAAAUAUCAGACAAAGAAGAUAUGGUCGACUGCUUUCAAUGCCCAGACAACUGUUAUCCUAACAAGGACCAGGAUUUGUGCUUUCAAAAAGUUGUAAGCUUCCUAUCUUAUCAAGAAAAUUUAGGUUUCAGUUUAGCCUUUGGUGCUCUUUCAUUUUCUUUCAUCACAGUUCUGGUAUUAGUGACAUUUGUGAAGCACCACAACACCCCUAUCGUCAAAGCCAACAACCGGAGACUCACUUAUACUCUUCUCGUCUCCCUCUUGUUCUGCUUUCUUUGUGCUUUGCUAUUCAUUGGUCAACCAGAGCACGUGAUGUGUCUGCUCCGACAAACCUCCUUUGGCAUCAUCUUCUCAAUUGUGAUUUCUUCUCUACUGGCAAAAACCAUCACAGUGGUUCUGGCUUUCAUGGCGACCACACCAGGAAGCAGAAUGAGAAAGUGGGUGGGGAAAAGAUUGGCCACCUCCAUUGUUCUUUCUUGCUCCCUUACUCAAGCAGGUAUUUGUACAGUGUGGCUGGUAACUUCUCCCCCAUUCCCAGAUACUGAUAUCUAUUCAGCGACUGAAGAAAUUAUACUGGAAUGUAAUGAGGCAUCACCAACCAUCUUUUAUUGUGUCCUAGGCUAUAUGGGUUUCUUGGCCAUUGUUAGCUUCAAUGUAGCUUUUCUUGCCAGGAAAUUGCCUGACAGUUUUAACGAAGCCAAAUUUAUCACCUUCAGCAUGUUGGUCUUUUGUAGUGUUUGGAUAUCUUUUGUUCCAACCUACCUGAGCACCAGAGGGAAAUACAUGGUAGCUGUGGAGAUCUUCUCUAUCUUAGCAUCUAGUGCUGGGUUACUGGGUUGCAUCUUUAUCCCUAAAUUAUAUAUAAUUGUAUUGAGACCUGAACUGAACAUCAAGGAACAGCUAAUAAGCAGAAAAGCCUGCAUAUGA
Messenger RNA from Eublepharis macularius, 2100 nucleotides. RefSeq names its product vomeronasal type-2 receptor 26-like. Lineage: Eukaryota; Metazoa; Chordata; Lepidosauria; Squamata; Eublepharidae. Gene Ontology annotation, molecular function: G protein-coupled receptor activity. The transcript has 4 exons. Gene Ontology annotation, cellular component: membrane. Bases 1 to 2100 code for a protein of 699 amino acids. Gene Ontology annotation, biological process: G protein-coupled receptor signaling pathway. The record is from RefSeq and is a predicted model, not a curated record.